Messenger RNA from Lingula anatina, 2509 nucleotides. RefSeq names its product kelch domain-containing protein 4. Lineage: Eukaryota; Metazoa; Brachiopoda; Lingulata; Lingulida; Lingulidae. Gene Ontology annotation, molecular function: protein binding. The record is from RefSeq and is a predicted model, not a curated record.
AAGAGCAUGGCAGCCCCCAUAAGAACAGCACAUCGUACUUAAAACAUUUACUGUAAGCUUUUCUCUGUUAAAGAAAGUCUGACAAAAUGGGGAAAAAACAGAAAAAGGAAAAGAAAGGAAAAGGUGCUGAAAAAACAGCCAAAAAGACUGAUAAGAAGAUGGAAAAGAAAGUAAAGAAAGCAUUGGCGGAGGCGGGAGAGGAAGAUAUUGAAGCACUAAUUGCUGAGUUUCAAUCAAAAGAUAAAAAAAGAUUGCAAGUUGUAGAGGAAAAAUGUGAUCCACCAUCUCCCAGAUGCAACAUGACUUUGACACCACAUCCAGACAGAGAAGAGCUGAUUAUGUUUGGGGGAGAAUACUUCAAUGGCAGUAAGACUUUCAUGUACAAUGAACUGUAUUUCUACAAUAUAAAAAAGAAUGAAUGGCUGAAAGUGACAGCUCCUAAUGCCCCGCCUCCAAGGUGUUCACAUCAGGCAGUCGCACUGAAACAGGGUGGAGGGCAGCUUUGGUUAUUUGGUGGAGAGUUUGCCAGUCCAACACAGUCCCAGUUCUAUCACUACAAAGACCUGUGGGUUUAUCAUCUACAAGAGAAAAAAUGGGAGAAGGUGAAUGCUCCAGGUGGACCCAGUUCUAGAAGUGGACAUAGAAUGACUUCCUUGAAGAAACUUCUGAUAGUCUUUGGAGGUUUUCAUGAUAAUAUCCGGGAUUACAAGUACUUCAAUGAUGCAUAUGCUUUCAACCUGGAGACUUAUACAUGGAUGAAAGUGGAGGCCUCUGGGAUACCUCCUGCUCCAAGAUCUGGCUGCCAGAUGGCAGCACUGGCUGAGCAGAACAGAUUGUUGAUAUAUGGAGGAUACAGCAAAGAAAAAGUCAAAAGGGAGGUGGAUAAAGGAACUAUACACAGUGAUAUGUUUUAUUUAGUAGCUGAAGACAAAAAGAAAGAUGACCUGUCCACAGUGAAGUGGAAAUGGCAGUCAGUCAAGCAGUCUGGUGCUCGUCCUAGUCCUAGAUGUGGGUUCUCAUUGACACCCAUUGGAAAUAAUAAGGCUAUUACUUUUGGUGGGGUUUAUGAUGAGGAGGACUCUGAAGAAGAAAUCAAAGGAGUUUUCUACAAUGAGAUGUACACAUUGGAGUUAGACACAGGGAAGUGGUAUGAUCUGGUGCUAAGGGGUAAGAAAGUAAUCACAGAGAAAAAGAAAAGGAGGAGAAAAGAUAAGAAAACUCAGGAUGGAGAGAAUGAGGAGGGAGACUGUGAUGAGGAGGGAGAGGAGGAGGAUAUGGAUGUUGAGGAGGAAGUCAAGAAUUUGAAGAUAGAAGGCAAUAAAACAGAUUCAACAGAAAGCUCAUCAUCACCCCAAAAUGAAGAAACUACAUUCGAUGAUGGAGUUUUCAAAGUAACAGUGGGACCACAGACAACAUGUCAGUCAGGGGAUGGCACGGGUGACAGUGGCUCCACCUGCAUGGAAGCAGACAUCUUUAUGCCGAGGCCCAGGAUGAAUGCCAUGGUAACAGUUAAAAACAACCAGUUGUUUUUGUAUGGAGGUUUAUAUGAGGAAGGAGAUAAGCAGAUCACUCUGGAUGAUAUGUAUUCACUGGAUGUACAAAAAGUGGAAGAAUGGAACAUUAUAUGUAAAGGCAAUGUUGACAGCCAGGAAUGGCAGGAGUCCGAUUCCUCAUCAGAUGAAGAAGAAGAUGAAGACAUGGUGUCAGAGGGCACUGAAGAAGAUUUGGAUCUUGAAGAUGCUCCUGAAAUUGAGGAAGAGGAAGAGUUAAAAGACUAUUUUCUAAGAACCAGAGAAUUCUGGCUGGAGACUGUUAGUGACAUGUUAGCUGAUGAGGCAGAAGAAAUGUCUUCUGGAAAGAUGCGUCAAAAGGCAGAGGAGAUAGCCGAGUUGUAUUAUAAAAGUAACACAUGAUACAAGGUAUUGUGAAUGAAGAAAUUCUGAAAUUUUACUGCAAUGUCAAAUGUGUACAGGGCAGUUGGAAAAUGUGAAAAUGUAUGUUUACAGGACAAUUGUAUGAUUGGAAAAAUUUGGUAAUUUCCACUCUUUCAAAAAAUCAGUACUUUGAGAUGCCUUGGCCUUGACACUUGUGCUUUAGCUUCCAAGCUGUUUUCCUUUCCAAAUGGCCAUUCAAACAUUGCCAUGUAUGUCAUCCAAACAAAAUGGCACUUUCGGGUAUUUUUGGGUUGAUAUAUGAUAUUUAAGGAUACAAGGUUACUGGAGUUCUGUUUUUAUCUGUAUAAAUGGUAUGUACAUAGUAACAUAGUGUAUUGCUUUAAAAGAGGAACUCUUGUUUUGUAACAGUUACAGUUUGUCUGUUGAAGUCUAAAUUAGAAACCAACCAUUUCCCCUUACACUUUUUUCUGCUCUUAUGGUCUUCAUUAUUAUUAUUUUUUACUCCUUUGCCAAUUCAGUUGUUAAUGUAGAUUUAAACAAAUCUCAUAUUUGUUCAAAUUCCUGUGAAAUCAUUGCCCCAUCAGAAAUAAAGAUAAAAGAAAUUUUCUCUCCUC